CUGUACAGCAAUUCCGAUCUAUCAACCCUAGAUCGGACGGUCCAUAAUACACUAUAAAACUAUCUCAAAACCCAAGCUCUGCUCAACCUUCAUUUUCUCUAGUCCGCCUCUCUCUCUGGUCACUUGUAAAAAACCCUAGCCCGAAAUGCCGUUCAAGCGUUACGUCGAGAUCGGGAGGGUCGCCCUUGUGAACUACGGCAAGGACUAUGGGAGGCUCGUCGUCAUCGUCGACGUUCUCGACCAGAACAGAGCUCUUGUUGAUGCCCCUGACAUGGUGAGAUGUCAAAUGAACUUUAAGAGGCUCUCUCUCACAGACAUCACAAUUGACAUCAAAAGGGUCCCAAAGAAGAAGACACUAGUUGCAGCGAUGGAGGCUGCAGAUGUUAAGAACAAGUGGGAAAAUAGCUCCUGGGGCAGAAAGCUGAUUGUGCAAAAGAGAAGAGCUGCUCUUAAUGAUUUUGAUAGGUUCAAGCUCAUGUUAGCAAAAAUCAAGAGGGGUGGUCUGAUCAGACAAGAGCUUGCAAAGCUGAAAAAGCAGAACGCAGCCUAAAAGCAUAUUACAUUUCUAUGGAAUCCCCAAUUUUGUUAUGAAUUUUCACAAUUUGUACUGUUGUCUAGUUUUCAUUUGUUUCUUACUGAUUAAGAGUGAUUCAGAGAGUUUAAAGUCUUAAUGAGAACUUUUUGUGUUCUGUUGCCAGUUUA
Camellia sinensis is the source of this 702-nucleotide messenger RNA. NCBI's taxonomy places the organism in Eukaryota, Viridiplantae, Streptophyta, Magnoliopsida, Ericales, Theaceae. The record is from RefSeq and is a predicted model, not a curated record.